CUUUAAGAGAACCGGAAGUGAUUGCAAGCUAUCCGACCCUUAUAUCUGGCAGCUCACGCGGUCCUGCGAUGAUACCUCACCGAGCGAUUCACGCUGUUCGUGGCAGCGUGAGGUGCUGGCGUCACAGGGCUGUCUUUAAAGUUUCCCGGGAGGCCUCGGCCGUCGGCGCUUGUCGCCGCUUCUCUGUCCGUGUUCGCGCGUCGGGGAUGGAGGAGAUCCUGGCGAGGGUUGUCGUGCCUUUACCUUCCUACGAAACGAGAGAUAAAUCCCCGCCUCCCCCCGAGUCCAACAGCUUGGAGUUUAUGCACUUCUACAGAAGUUUAGACAAAGUUGAAAAAGCUGAGUUCCUGACGAAGCUGUCUCGAGACCACGGAGUGGACCACAAAGGCGUCUCGGAGCUGGCUGUGAAGCUGCUGGACACUCAGCAGCGCGACCUGGCAACCAUCUUGCAGGUCGAAGACCGGCUCCGUUACAGUCUGACGCCCCGUUACAAGCAGCUGCUUUGUCACAUAAGCAGGGUCGAAGGUGGUGUGAAGUUUCUGGUGGACCUCCGAGCUGACGUCCUUGAAUUGAUCGCAUCCAAAGUCAGCGAAAGUCCGCAGAUCAGGGACCUUAGCGGCACUUUGAAGAGCCUGCUGUCUGAGUGGUUCUCAGUCGGUCUGCUCAGGCUGGAGAGGAUCACCUGGCAGUCUCCAUGCGAGAUCCUGCAGAAGAUCAGCCAGUAUGAGGCGGUGCAUCCUGUGAGGAACUGGACUGACCUGAAACGCCGGGUGGGUCCAUAUCGGCGUUGUUAUGCCUUCACCCACGCUGCCAUGCCAGGGGAACCCUUGGUGGUGCUCCAUGUGGCGCUGACGGAGGAAAUCUCCAAUAAUAUUCAGAGUAUUGUCCGUGAGUUUGCUACCCUGGACUCAGAAGAGGAUGUCAACAAGAUAAAUUCUGCCAUCUUUUAUUCCAUCUCCUCAACCCAGGCGGGUCUGCAAGGAGUGGAGCUUGGCAACUACCUCAUCAAGAAGGUGGUGCGCGAACUGCAGAGCGAGUUCCCUCACAUGGCUCAGUUCUCCAGUCUGUCUCCCAUCCCGGGCUUCUCUGUUUGGCUUCAGGGCCUCUUGAAUCAGUACAGGAAGGACAACAGGGGCACGGACCUGCUGUCCGAGCACGAGUGGAAGGAGGUGGAGCAGGCCACGGACUCGAGUCCGGGGAGCCAGGCCACCGAGGCGCUCCGUAAACUCAUCAGCAGCGGAGAGUGGAUGCGCUCAGAGAGGCUAAGCGGUGUGCUGGAGCCCGUCCUGAUGCGUCUUUGCGCCUGGUACCUGUACGGGGAAAAGAGGCGGGGCUACGCUCUCAACCCGGUGGCCAACUUCCACCUGCAGAACGGGGCCACCAUGUGGCGGCUUAACUGGCGCGCUGACACCAGCCCCAGAGGCGUGGCCAACUCUUGUGGGAUCAUGGUGAACUAUCGUUAUUUCCUGAACGAGACAUCCAAGAACAGCGCCCUCUACCUUCAAAACAAAGUGGUCACGGCUUCAGAACAGGUGCUGGGACUGGUCUCCCAGUUUCAGAAGAACAGCAAACUGUGACAAAAACAAGAGCCGUUUUUGGGUUGCAGCAUAGAUUGCACAUGUUGUAAAUACCUGAUUGAUGUUUAAUAUGUCGUUGAUUUUUGCCCUCAUAUCAGAAGGAGCUUCUGCAUCCAAAGAAGAACUACAGAAUUUAACCUAAAGUGUUAUUUUGAAACCAAAUGAAAGCAAUUCCCUCAUGAUGUAACUCAUCCCAUCUGCUUUUUGCUUCAUUAGUUUUUAGCCGGAGUUGUAUAUUAUCAAGUGAGAGCUUCGCAGGACAGACUUCCGCUAAUGAAGCUCAAGGCAUCUGUCAAUGCCAGAGCACGCUCACGGGUAACAGUGUGUGUGAUGUUGAAGCCGGAGUGAAGGCACCUCCUGGAAUAAAUGAUAUUGAGAUUCUUUCA
Messenger RNA from Oryzias latipes (Japanese medaka), 1963 nucleotides. It is a transcript of the gene mlycd, whose product is annotated as malonyl-CoA decarboxylase. Gene Ontology annotation, molecular function: malonyl-CoA decarboxylase activity. The record is from RefSeq and is a predicted model, not a curated record. Gene Ontology annotation, biological process: fatty acid biosynthetic process; malonyl-CoA catabolic process; acetyl-CoA biosynthetic process. Lineage: Eukaryota; Metazoa; Chordata; Actinopteri; Beloniformes; Adrianichthyidae. Gene Ontology annotation, cellular component: mitochondrial matrix; peroxisomal matrix.